Scomber scombrus (Atlantic mackerel) is the source of this 1453-nucleotide messenger RNA. RefSeq names its product ATPase H+ transporting V1 subunit D (gene atp6v1d). Gene Ontology annotation, molecular function: proton-transporting ATPase activity, rotational mechanism. The transcript is spliced from 9 exons. The record is from RefSeq and is a predicted model, not a curated record. Lineage: Eukaryota; Metazoa; Chordata; Actinopteri; Scombriformes; Scombridae. Gene Ontology annotation, cellular component: proton-transporting V-type ATPase complex. Bases 163 to 909 code for a protein of 248 amino acids.
AGAGAGACAGAGAAGAUCACGAAACAUCGCCUCUAUACGCUGCUAAUCCUACUUGAAGAACAACGUUUAUCUAUAUUAUAUGCACAUUAGAGUCAAAUAUAACGUUUAAAGUAUUUAUUUCAGUUAACAGAAGAUCGUUAUCAUCGACCAAGCGGCAAUAAGAUGUCUGGAAAAGACAGGAUCGACGUUUUCCCCUCCAGAAUGGCUCAGACCAUCAUGAAGGCUCGGCUGAAAGGAGCAGAGACCGGCCGCAACCUGCUCAAGAAGAAAUCUGACGCCCUCUCCAUGCGAUUCCGUCAAAUCCUUCGCAAAAUUAUUGAAACUAAGACUAAUAUGGGAGAGGUGAUGCGAGAGGCGGCUUUCUCUUUGGCUGAAGCUAAAUUUGCAGCUGGAGACUUCAGCACGACUGUAAUCCAGAAUGUCAACAAAGCCCAAGUGAAGGUCCGUGCCAAGAGAGAUAACGUGGCAGGUGUCACCCUUCCAGUUUUUGAACACUACCAAGAAGGCGGAGACAGUUAUGAGCUGACUGGUCUGGCCAGAGGAGGAGAGCAGCUCUCCAGGUUGAAGAGGAACUAUGGCAGGGCUGUGGAGCUGCUGGUGGAGUUGGCCUCCUUACAGACAUCCUUUGUCACUCUGGAUGAAGCCAUCAAGAUUACCAACCGCCGUGUGAAUGCUAUUGAGCAUGUGAUCAUCCCCCGGAUUGAUCGCACCCUCACCUACAUCAUCACAGAGCUGGAUGAGAGAGAACGAGAAGAGUUCUACAGGCUGAAGAAAAUCCAAGAGAAGAAGAAGCAGCUCAGGGAAAGGACAGAGCUUGAGAUCGCCGCCCGCUUGGCUAAGCUGGGUCCAAUCGCAGAGCCCACCAACAUGCUGACAGAGGAGACGGAUGAAGACCUGCUGUUCGAGUGAUGUGCACCUCCGGCACCCUUCAACCUAUUUAUUUUGUGCCUCUCAGGCCAUGUCUGUGUCCUCUCAUGCAAGUGAUGGAAGUUGUUUUUUGUGUACUUGUCUGUGAUGAUUUGUAUUAUCGUCUUUCGGUGCUGGAAGGUACUGGUGUGUCUCCAGAUUUGUCACUGUACAAAACCAGAGUGUCACCGCACUUGGCUGUUCCCAACAAGGGAGUAAAAAUAAUCUAACUAAUCUAAAGAGAAUAUAAUGUAUGUUAACACAUGGGUUUCUGCGAGUUAAAUUUAAAGAAGCAUUCCGUGUGAUUGAGUUGUAUAUAUUUCAGUUUCUUCACAACAUUUAGAGUCAUUUGCAUGCUGUAAAGCUUAAGGUGGUUGUAGAGUUCAAAGAGUGUCUGUGUCGCUGCUGACCUCAUAUCUGGAGGUUGUUGUUACCUCAUUUGAGGAUGUUUACCAUUGCACCAGAAGAACACCCUAAUGUGACCCGCUGUAGAAUGUGGUGUGUGAGUCAACAAAGCCCAACAAUUCAUCCCAAUAAAGGUAUUCUC